AGUUGGAAUUGCAUGAUGGCAGAGAAAAUAAUUGCCGGGAAUCAGACGGGUAUUCAGUCCCUCCGAGGCUUCUCAGGAAGGAAGAUGGAUCUCUCCAUGGUGAUGCUGACAUUUGCGAUCUGCUUCCUCCUUUGCCUGGUGGCGCUCAUUUAUCGUGAUGUCCGAAGUAUAGAUCUCCCUCCAGGAAUUGAUGGACCUUUCAAACUCUUCCUAAUUUCCAUUACGUUACAUUCAAGCAUACGGAUGGGAUCUAUUUUGGAGAAGUUGAGAAUCUGUGCAACACCGACAUUCCUUAAAUGGAGUAGCUCUGCAGUGCCAGUAUGGAGUGAGCCCAGACUCUUCACUAUCGACACAAAAUUUGACACUGUGACUGUGAGGAUUUAUCAGCCAAAGGGCCUAUCCACAGGACAGAGAGGAAUUAUCUACCUGUAUGGAGGAGCUGGCUUAUUAGGGAGCAUAAGAGCUUAUCAGAUGCUGUGCCGCUACCUUUCCAGAGAAAGUGAAUCCGUGCUUUUGUGUGUUGGGCAACGUUUGGGUCCUAAGCACAAAUGUCCUGCACAAAUCAUGGACUGCAUCACCGCCACAGAAUAUUUUUUGAAAAAUGCAAGUGAUUAUGGGGUAGACCCUAAUCGUAUUGUCAUUGCUGGUGACAGCACUGGGGGUGGAAUUGCUCCCCUUGUCUGUCAACAUCUGUUAACGAGAAAGGAUCUCCCAAAGGUCAGAGCCCAGAUCCUGCUCUACCCAAAUAUUCAAACAAUGGACUACAACUUGCCAUCUUAUCAGCAAAACCAAAAUGUCCCCAUCCUCUUCAAGAAAUUGACUGCCGAAUUUGACCUCAGGUUUAUGAAUGUGAAGCUAGCAUAUUUGGAUCAAGUCCUGAAGGGGGCCCAUGUUUCCGAAGAAAUGAAGAUGAAAUACGGGAAAUGGAUCCAUGCAGAUAACAUCCCGGAUGAGUUUAAAGUCAGGGGCUACAAACCACCCCCGCCAGUCCCAUUUUCAAAGGAGCUGCACGAAAUGAUGAAGGAUUCUUUUGAGCCAAAGUACUGUGCUCUUCUAGCGGAAGAUGACAUUGUGCGUCAGCUCCCUGAGACGUAUUUGUUAACCUGCGAGUAUGAUGUGCUUAGGGAUGAUGGUCUGUUAUACAAAAAACGGUUGGAGGACAACGGAGUGCCAGUAACUUGGCAUCAUGCAAAGGAUGGAUUCCAUGGGAUUCUAAGUUCAGUUGAUUGGUUCUUUGAAUGGCCAUGUGCAAGGGUGGCAGCAGAGCGUGUCAUAAGCUUCAUAAAACGAUUCUGAUCAAAGAUCUGUUCUCUUUCCCGCAUAAAGACCUUUCAUUUUAUUGCAUGCAGUGCACUUAAAGAAAAGGUUGUGAAAAUGAUGUACAGAUUGUAUUUAACACCAGUUAAGUUGGCUAAAAUGUACAAGACAAGAACUAAUGAGUGCUGGAAAUGUAAGGGAAGGGAAGGUAUCUUUUACUACAUGUGGUGGACAUGUAAAGAGGUAAAGGCUUUCUGGGAAAUGGCAUGUAAUGAGUUAAAGAAAACGUUUAAAAAUACUUUUGUUAAAAAACCAGAAGCCUUUUUACUGGGUGUAGUGGGUGAAGAGAUACUAAGGGAAGAACAAAGACUGUUUAUGUAUGCAACAACCAUGGCAAGAAUUCUUUUAGCCCCCAAAAUUGAAACAAGAAGUACCAACGAGAAAAGAGUGGCAGAUGAAGAUGAUGGACUUUGCAGAACUCGUGAAGCUGCAGGAAAAAUCCAAAACCAGCAUGAUCAAGUAAAAUAAAAAAAUUCCUUCAGUAGCACCUUAAAGACCAACUAAGUUUUUAUUUUGGUAUGAGCUUUCGCAUGCACACGAAAGCUCAUACCAAAAUAAAAACUUAGUUGGUCUUUAAGGUGCUACUGAAGGAAUUUUUUUAUUUUACUUCGACCCAGACCAACACGGCUACCUACCUGUAACAUGAUCAAGUAAAGCAUUGGAGUAAAUUUAUAUGAUACUAGCUGGCCCGGCCAUGCGUUGCUG
Molecule: messenger RNA, 2022 nt
Organism: Zootoca vivipara (common lizard)
Lineage: Eukaryota; Metazoa; Chordata; Lepidosauria; Squamata; Lacertidae
Product: arylacetamide deacetylase-like 3
Cellular component (GO): membrane
Molecular function (GO): carboxylic ester hydrolase activity
Source: RefSeq, a predicted model, not a curated record